CUGCAGGAUUCAUCGUCUCUACCAAAGGCAGUUUGGUCCCAUUCAAAAAAAUCUUUCCAGACGUCUAUGUAGAUUUGUAUCCAUUACAAGAAAACAUUUAGUGAGGAAUCUGCUUCUAAAAGGUUUCCCAUUGAGCCCUGCGAUGGCGAGAGAAGGAUCUACUCUACAAAGAGAUACAGGGGAUGAAUUUUUAAAAGAGGCUUUCAAGAUAGUAAUGGAGGAAGCUGUGCAGAAUGCUACAGAUAGGAAUCAUAGGGUCUGUGAAUGGCUGGAACCAGAAGAUUUAAAAAGAGUUCUCGAUUUAAAUCUACGGAGUGAAGGAGAACCUCAAGAUGUUUUAUUGGGUUACUGCAAAGACAUCAUCAGGCUAAGCGUUAAAACAGGACACCCACGAUUCUUCAAUCAGCUCUUCUCAGGGUUAGAUCGUCAUGCUUUGACUGGCAGGAUCAUAAGUGAGGCUUUGAACACCAGUCAAUACACCUACGAGGUUGCUCCUGUUUUUGUCCUGAUGGAAGAUGAAGUACUUAGAACAAUGAGAAGCUUUGUAGGGUGGAAAGCUGGAGAUGGGAUAUUUUGCCCAGGCGGUUCAAUUUCUAACAUGUAUGCCUUGAAUUUAGCUAGAUUUCAGCGCUUUCCACAGUGCAAAGAGAAGGGUUUGCAAGCUCUUCCCAGACUGGUGGUAUUCACUUCACAAGAGAGUCACUAUUCUAUCCAGAAGGGGGCAGCAUUUCUCGGCAUUGGAACAGAUAAUGUAAUCCUUGUGAAGACAAAUGACAGAGGGAAAAUAAUUCCAGAAGAUUUGGACCACAAAAUACAAAAAGUAAAAUCGGAGGGUUCUGUGCCUUUCUUGGUAAGCACAACUUGUGGGACAACUGUUUUUGGAGCAUUUGAUCCACUUGAAGGAAUAGCUGACGUGUGUGAGCGGCAUAGUCUAUGGCUUCAUGUUGAUGCUGCAUGGGGAGGCAGUGCCUUGUUGUCCAGUAGGCACAGACAUUUACUGAAGGGAAUAGAGAGGGCAGAUUCUGUGACAUGGAAUCCUCAUAAAUUAUUAGGUGUUGGUUUACAAUGUUCUGCUUUUCUCCUGCGGGAUACAACUCAAUUAUUAGAGCGCUGUCAUGCAGCUAAUGCCACCUACCUGUUCCAAACAGACAAAUUUUACAACCUGCAAUAUGACACGGGUGAUAAAUCAAUCCAAUGUGGUCGCCGAGUGGAUUGUCUGAAACUCUGGCUAAUGUGGAAAGCGCUUGGGUCCAAUGGGCUGGAGAGAAGAGUGGACAGAGUUCUGGAUCAUACAAGAUAUCUGGUUGAGGAGAUGAAGAAAAGAGAAGGUUUCCGCUUGAUUAUGGAGCCAGAGUUUGUGAACUUAUGUUUUUGGUAUGUUCCGUCAAGUCUUAGAAACAAAGAGAAUUCCCCAGAUUUCUGGACCAGACUUGGAAAGGUGGCCCCUGUAAUAAAGGAAAGGAUGAUGAAGAAAGGCUCAAUGAUGGUAGGAUACCAGCCUCAUGGGAACAUAGUUAACUUCUUCAGGCAGAUUGUUGUGAAUCCAGAAGUGACCAAAGAAGAUCUAGACUUCUCCUUAGAUGAAAUUGAAAGGCUGGCAGAAGACCUAUGAAUUGUCUCCUCACAACAUCCUGCAGGACAUGAGAAUUGUGGAAUACCAUCAAGUCCUGAUGUCCAAGACCUGCACAUGUAUAGAUGGCCAGCACGCUGUUUGGUCACAUGCUCUUCUAUCUGCACCCAUCUGGUAAAAUUAAAAGUGUUACUUCUGGACAACCCCUUUAACUACUACAUAUUAGAAAAGCUUUCAACUAGACCACAUGUCAAAAACAAGGCCUGUGGGUCAAAUCCAGCCCGCUGCUUUUUUCUAUAUGGCGCACCGGUGAGGCCCGUAAUAUGUGUGAGUAGUUAGUGCC
Bufo bufo (common toad) is the source of this 1913-nucleotide messenger RNA. It is a transcript of the gene CSAD, whose product is annotated as cysteine sulfinic acid decarboxylase. The coding region runs from base 143 to 1612 and encodes 489 amino acids. The record is from RefSeq and is a predicted model, not a curated record. Gene Ontology annotation, cellular component: cytoplasm. Gene Ontology annotation, biological process: carboxylic acid metabolic process. NCBI's taxonomy places the organism in Eukaryota, Metazoa, Chordata, Amphibia, Anura, Bufonidae. Gene Ontology annotation, molecular function: pyridoxal phosphate binding; sulfinoalanine decarboxylase activity. The transcript has 16 exons.